Anoplophora glabripennis (Asian longhorned beetle) is the source of this 900-nucleotide messenger RNA. Its product is annotated as WD repeat-containing protein 89. Gene Ontology annotation, molecular function: protein binding; nucleic acid binding. The transcript has 4 exons. Lineage: Eukaryota; Metazoa; Arthropoda; Insecta; Coleoptera; Cerambycidae. Bases 1 to 855 code for a protein of 284 amino acids. The record is from RefSeq and is a predicted model, not a curated record.
AUGACGGAGCGAAUAAAUAAAGAAAUUGGUCGAUUAAUGAGGGCUUAUUCCCACGAUUCUCAUGGUAAAUGGGCUCAUAAAUUGAAAGAAGUGGAAGGAUACUUAAAUAGGGUUAUUCAUGGUUCCCCGGGAUAUUCUCCUGAAGAAUUACAUUUUGGUCGUGAGCAGACGUCUAGGGUUGUCACGGGUAUUUCUUAUCCUCAUCCUCCGUUAAGAAUCGAAAAGCGGAUAGAAAUAGCGAGGAAGCGUUUACGAACAAAAGCUGAGAAGAGGCAGUCUCGAUAUGUCGGUAGGAAGGAAACAAAUUUUAAUGAGGGGGAUAAAGUUCUUGUUAAGUUUCAUCCAGAAGAUAAAGAUAAGUUGAUAUCUGGAUCAACUGAUGGUUUAAUAAAUGUAUAUGAUUUAUCAAAAACAUGCGAGGAUGAAGCCCUUACUGAUUCGUUAAAUACACAGUCUUCUGUAGAUCAAUUGUUAUGGUUUAAUGAAAACGGAAAAAGCAACAUUAGUUGCAUUACUCAUUGUUCAGAUUUACAGUUAUGGAACGUAGAUGGUGUUGAGCAAUAUAAACAUUUUACUCGUGGAGAUAUUGCCAAAAAACUUAAGAAGAAACGUGAAGAAUUUACAUAUAUAGCAAAAGUUAACAAUGCUACAAACCACUUAUUAGUACUGGCUGGAUCAAAUUACAGAGAUGGGGAAUGUUUACGUAGUCUACAAAUGAAGUGUGCAGAACUGCAACCUGCAUAUGGUUUUUAUUGCAAUAAGCAAAGAGUGAGAAGUAGUUGGUACAAUUCAAAUAUAAACAUUCUACUAACUGGUGGUGAAAAAGGGAUAUUAAAUGUUUGGAAUCUAAAAUAGGAUAAAAAUGUAUAAAUAAAUAAUAAAGACAAGGGCAAGAGACAA